AUGUUAUUCACAUUGGGCUUGUUCUUGAUUUCAUGCGGCUGGGUCACUUCACAGGACUCUCUGGAAAUAGAUCCUUCAAAUUUCGAAGAUUUGACAGCAGAAUCAACGACAACAGAACCAACUUUAUUCGAACCUCUUCCACCAUUGCCUGAUAUGACAAGCGUACAACGUAUACCUGGACCUCCUGGUUUCGCGCCUCCACCGGAAUUCAGAAAAACGUUCAAUGGACGAGUUGGCUUCGUCAUAACUAACGGAACGGCAAGGAUUAUGGGUGUUUCUCGGCGGAAACCGAGCGCGGAAGAAGAAGAAACGGUGGAGAAUGUGGAGAGAAGGACAGAAGAAAAUCAAUUACAAAAGCAAUAA
This is a messenger RNA of Necator americanus (New World hookworm), 363 nucleotides long. RefSeq lists its product as uncharacterized. NCBI's taxonomy places the organism in Eukaryota, Metazoa, Nematoda, Chromadorea, Rhabditida, Ancylostomatidae. The transcript is spliced from 4 exons. The coding region runs from base 1 to 363 and encodes 120 amino acids. The record is from RefSeq and is a predicted model, not a curated record.